GGAAGGAGUGUGCUGUUAUCGCUCGUCCCCGUUGGUUCUCUCGAAGAUCUCCACUGCAGGGCUUACUGCUGCAGCUACGCGAUGGAGUAUCAUGCAUCAGACGCCACAUCGCAACCGCAGCCCCUCACCAAGACAGCCAAGGUGUCGACUCUGCGGCCUUAUCCAUACUACCGAUGGACUCAGCUCUUUCGCGUCGUGGUGGUGCUGCUGGGUCUCGCGUACUGGCUCUACCGUUCACCGAUAGACGAGCGGAUAGGUGAGUGCCACGUUCUUAUCUGUCCAUAUGCAUCCUUGGCCAGUACAUACGUCUGCACGCGUGUUGAUCUGUCACCUGUGCGUGUGCAGAUCGGCUGUGGCAGGGGAUGAGGUUGACGUGGUUUGUUCGAUUCGAUACCUGUGAGCCCAUCGUGGCAGCGUACGCGUUCAUCGUCUGGGUCAACAUGUUUCGCUUCUUCGACGCCUUCUGCCCAUUCCUGCAGAGGUUUCGCAUUAUCCAGACAGGUAUCCGGAUAGGCGGCUUGAAGCUCCCCGACACGAUGCUGCUGAGCCGUUUCUCUCUCGUUUGUGUCUGCUCCUCUCUUGCAGUGCCUUCGAGGGUGGAGCGGCUGUGGGUGAAUGGCGAAGUGGGCCACGGCACCUUCUCCUACUUUGCCUUUCUCGUCCCCAUGCUGGUGUUCGAUUACUUCCACCCAAGACGGUGAGUGAGGGAAAAAUGAACGAAUGAAUAAGGGGCAUUUAUUCCAUCGGGAGUAUUUUGCGAAUGAGCUCUCCCGCUGUUUGUGUAUGUCAGCGUGUUGCCUGCGUGGACGCCGACGCUCGGUCAGCUGGUGGGCCAAGUUGCGCUGUCAGUGCUGGUCUACGGUACGUUGCUCUGCACGUGGACGCAUCUUUUCCAACUUGUGUUCCUUUCCACCUUCACUCACUCGCACAGACUGUCUCUUCUACGGCAUCCACACGCUGGUCGGUCGGUCGGUCGAUGCAUCUGGGACACUCUCCACCGCACGAAACAAACAUACCUUCCGAAUGAAAUGUGCGAUGUGUAUAUCUGUGGCUGCCUGGCUGCAGUACCACAGGUGGCCGGCCGUGGCUUCCCUACACGCCAAGCAUCACUCCAUGAAGCCCCUCGCCGGCAGCGAUGUGGUGCGGGUGUCCGUCAUCGAUGGCCUCUCCCAGGUCCUCUGCUCUGCAGCAGCGGUCAACAUCUGCCGCUCCCACAGCCUCGCCAGGUCGGGGCACUGGCCACCCACCUGCUUACACCCGAAAGCCGUUGUGGCUGUGCAUCAAUGCGUCCGUUUGUGUCCGUUUGUCUGUCGGUUGACCAGGUUAUUGCACAACGUGGUUAUCACCUAUUUGCUGACCGAAGCGCACUCACAGUAUGACUUCCCGUGGUCCAUCCACCGUCUGCUGCCAUCGGGCCUCAUGGGCGGGCCCAUCAGACACGAAAUACACCACCACACGGGAAAGGUACAUAUGCGAGCUGCAGACAGACAGACAGACAGACAGACAGUUAAUGGAUGGAUGGAUGGCCCUUAUCGAUCAUGCGCUUCUUACGUACCAUUAUCUCUGUCUGUCUGUAGGCCUACUUUUCGCAGUUCUUUUCCUUCUUGGAUCGGUGGAGUGGCAAUGAGCUGAGCGAGGCGGAGCUCGACGUCGCGCUCCAAGACUUUGCCUGGAGGCCCUAAACAAACGAAUCGGCCUGUUUUCUACGAGCCAAGUAGUUAUGUAUGCGUGUACAUGUCUGUAUGUGUGUGUGCAUGAUAUCGGCCGAAGGCCAGUCACUUUAAUGCGAUCGAUAGAGAGAGACGGGAGCUUCUUUCUUGUGCCGCAUGUGAUAGCUCGCUCACGAGGAACUCAGAUGAAUGGAGCAAGCUGUGGGAGAAAUCGCAACUGGCUCUGUCUACUCACCUGGGAGGGGCGGGACCUUUCAACCAACCUGGGUAGAUAGCAUCCACACAUACAUACAUGAAUACACUGGACUGACUACGGGAUCGAUUCGGGGAGGGAGCAGGAGGGAGUGGUCAGUCGGGCCGGGCAAUUAAGUAAGGGCCACGCGGCGCAGCGUGUAAUGCACGCUGCCUGCUUCCACGAUAUAUAUACACAUCAGGGGGAGCGGAUCGCAUUAAGUGAGUUUUCCCAUGCGUGAAGUCAUGCAUGGCUAUGAUGGAUGGAUGUGUUGCGCGUGGUUGGUGACGGACCCACGACUUGAUGCAGCAUCUACUGAAUUCAUCCCAGUCAAUCA
Vitrella brassicaformis is the source of this 2239-nucleotide messenger RNA. NCBI's taxonomy places the organism in Eukaryota, Vitrellaceae. The record is from the annotation of a GenBank genome assembly.